AUGCUCUCGCUACCAAAGAGGCUCAUCUUUGGCAAUCAAGCCAAAAUCGAUUUCAAAGUCUCGCAACUUGACGGCAUUGCAAGGCUCUACUCGGAACGUCAUAUCCCCUAUCACGACUCCAAGUAUUGGUCUCGAUACCUCGAACUCGACACACCAUCCGAUGUCUUCUCCCUGCUCUCGCUAGCAGAUCUCAGAAGAGCCCGUAAAGAUGCGCCGGAGAAUGUUGUUACGCUGCUAAGGGUCAUGGUAGCCCAUCUCGAGAGCCUCUUGCUCGAUCCCCUUUUCGAACCGCCACCACUGAAGGGCCCAUCUACAAGCCAAGAACGGAUGACAACUAGAAUCACAGGCAUUGCAGAUGUGUCCAAAUGGAAGCUACCUGCAGCAUCGAUGAUCGCUUUGGACUCGACUCAGAGCACACCGGGUGUGCAGCAGAGGGACAGGGUCAAAGAGGCAUUGAAUGUUGUUCGCAUUCUGGCAAGAACGCUGCCGGCUCUUAUGGAAGCUCAUGAUUCUUCUUUCGAGGAUCAUGUCUUGUGGCCGCAGACUCGGCAAGCUUAUGCAGGUACCAAGCCGGAGCAGAGCUUCACACCGAAUCAGACAGAGGAUCGCGAUGCUGCGGCAAGCAAACUUGACACUUCGGCACAGUUUGUCAUCGAUGAUGACGACAAGGAGGCCAGCAAGCCAUCUGCGACUGAUGACCACCCUCUCAAGCUAUCUGAAGACGAGGCUGAUAGCAAAGCAGAUUCCACAGCCGAGGAGGAGCAACAAGCCGUUCCAAUGGCGCUCGGUGAGAGUCUAGUCAGGCUUGCAGUAGACCUCCUCUUCUGUUCCGGCUUCACUCUUCCUUGGACCGAAGACCAGAUUGAAGAAGCUCACCACUCAAAUCAACCGAGACGCAUCAACUACUCGAUCUGGGAAGCAGGUGUCGGUAGCUCUGUCGAUCUACCAGGCACUACUCGAUUGCACCUCUCCAACCGAGUCGAAGUUUUGCGGCUACUCCUUGUUCUUCUCUCCAAAAGCAUCUACAUUCCAGCGGACAAGCAAAAUUCAGUCAUCGAUCCCGCACUGAGUUUUGCAGUUCAAGAUCUGGACAGAUCCAUCAUGCUCCCCCUACUCUGCAGUCUUAUCAACACUAGCAUCACCAAUGCACGCAACUCUACUCGCGCCUGGCUCGGUCUGCCCAGCGUGAGCGGUCUGGUCGGAAGCACAAAGGACCAAGUUCGAACGAACCUCGUCACUUUAUCACUACAGAUCCUCGACGUGUUGCUCACCUACGAUGCGCCAUCGCCCGGCCAAGCAGACACCAUCAGCCUUAGCACGGGCGGCAGACCUCUACCCAGCCCCGGUGGACGCAAUGUAUUUCGGUUCUAUCUCAGCAAGCUUCACCGCACAGCAGAUUUCGACUUUAUCUGGACCGGUCUCGCCGACUCAUUCAACCAACACAUGAGCUCCACAAUCCAGAUCCUCGCCAUCCCUAUUGCCAUCGCGACUAGAGGUCAAGGGAGGAGAGCAGCGGAAACAAGCUGGCAACUUGGCCAGGUAGGCGAACGUCUCAUCUUGCUCUGGCGUCUACUGCAAGACAAUGAUAAGUUGCGAUUGUAUGUGUUGGAUGAUGCCAAACGUGCACCUGAGCUGAUGACGAUAUUGCUCUAUUUCUCACUCACGUAUAAAGACAACCUUGCACUGCAAGGCUUAGUAGGAUUAUGUGCGUAUAUGCUACAAGACAUCUCCAGCCAGCCAGAGUUUGCAACUAACCUUGCCAGACCAGGUAGCGCUGCUAAAAUUCACCUCCCCGCAAGACUCGGCCUGGUUGCUGGCAACACGGCAAUCGAUCACUUGGUGCAAGGUGUAUAUGUCUUGAUUACAACAACUAAAAGUCGACUUUCAAACCUAUACGCUCCCUUGCUCAUUUCUCUAUCCAAUACUGCCCCUGCUUGGAAAUCGCUCUCAAUCACUGCUUCCACCAAGGUUGUUCAUCUGUUGCGAUCCUUUUCGCAGCCCGCGUUUUUGCUGUCCGACGAGCGACAUCCGAGCUUGUUGUUUUAUGUUUUGCAGGCCAUCAAUGCGGUAUUGACGUUUGGCUAUAGUGCUAAUGUGAAUUUGGUUUAUUCGUUGCUACUCGCGAGUAGCUUGAUCGAUCGGUUGGAGAGCUUUACUUUGAGCAGCGCGGUGGAGCAUGUUUGGAGGAGGAGGAGAGAGAGGGGUUUGGAUAUGAGCGACUGGUUUGAGCAUGUGCCGAGCUUGGACAAAGUUGGCUUGGCUCCUGCCCCGGACUCGUCGGAAGCAUGCGGUACAGCAACGGCAGAAGGGGAAAGGGAAAGGGAAAGGGAAAGGGAGGAAGCAGUGGACAAAGGCAAAAGUCGAGGAAUGUCAACCUCAUCCACCGGUCUUGCCACUCGCGCCAACCAUGGCUCUACUCGCUCGCAACCAGAAUCGGAACUCUCACAAUACCCUCUCGAAAGGAUCGAACUGAUAGUUGGGCGAUAUAUCUCAAAAACCUCAUUCCGGCCCACGCAAGCAUGGGUUGAGUCGUGGCAUCAACAUCUGCCGCUCUCCACACCACGUCUUAUAAUUGAUCGACUGCUGAGGCAAGUUGAACGAAUUGCUGCUGGCGAAGGUGUCUACACCAACACUACUGGAGUUGAGAUUACUAACGGAAACGCAAACACACGUAUACUAGCCUUUCUACAACAAGAAAACUUUUCAAAUCAUCUACCACCACCAGAAACAGUUAGACAUAUCAGACCUUGGCAGUGGACAGACAAUGCAGUUGUCUGCUUAACAACUUACUUGUGGGGAACAAUUUAUGUCUCUGCAUUACUGCCGUACGCCUUGUGCAGUGAUAGCGAGAUUAGGUUGUUUAACAUCCAUAGUGCCCAAGAGGAAGAGGGAGGGGGGAUAUGA
Ustilago hordei is the source of this 2904-nucleotide messenger RNA. RefSeq lists its product as uncharacterized. Lineage: Eukaryota; Fungi; Basidiomycota; Ustilaginomycetes; Ustilaginales; Ustilaginaceae. The transcript has a single exon. Bases 1 to 2904 code for a protein of 967 amino acids. Gene Ontology annotation, cellular component: Golgi medial cisterna; membrane; Golgi trans cisterna. The record is from RefSeq and is a predicted model, not a curated record.